UUUAUUUAUAUGUUGGUUCUAUGUUGUCAGCACCCUACCUCCCUCACAGGUGGCUCAUCAGUGCUAGUUCGGAUGUGUGCUGUUGUCAAGCGAAGACUCCUGUUUUUCUACUGGAAGAAUGGAGACUUCCACCCAUUAAUGCAGGAUGAUAUCACAGUUAAGGAUGUUCCUCGUGCUUUGGUUUGGUGCAAUGAGACCAUCUGUGUGGGUUUCAAAGGAGAGUAUUCACUUGUCUAUUUGGACAAAACCCAGAAGGACCUGUUUCCAACAGGGACUAAACAUCAGGAGCCUAGUGUCACCAAGGUAUCAGAAGACACAUUCGUGCUGGGCAAGGACACUCAGAGUGUGUUGAUGAACACUGCCGGAGAUGCUGUCUUCAACCUGGCCGUCAAGUGGUCUGAGGUUCCCAUCCAGCAAGCAUAUGAUGAGCCUUACCUGUUGGCCCUACUACCAGAAAGCAUAGAGGUGCGCACUGUGGAGCCUCACCUAUUGAUACAAAGUCUGCCGCUGAAGGCACGCCUCGCUUGUUACUGCAAGCAGGGGCUUGUGUAUGUGGCAUCCACUGAACAUGUGUGGUGUGUACAAUCUUUGCCAGUCACCAAACAGAUACAUGUCUUGCUGGAACAAAAACAGUUCCAGUUGGCAGUCAAACUGACGAAUUUGUCAGAUGAUUUGGAAGAAGAAAAGGCUAAGAAUAUUCAUCAAAUUAAGACUUUAUAUGCAUUUGAUCUAUUCCACAACAAGAAGUUUCAUGUUUCAAUGAAAGAGUUUUUAAAACUGGACACAGAUCCAUAUGAAGUGAUCAGAUUGUUUCCCAUGUUACUGCCACAGCAAGCUAGAGAUGACGCCAAGACUUCUGUGAAGGUCGUUGAGUUGCUGGAAGAUAUGGAUUUGGAGAGUGGAUUGCUUGCUCUCAUUGAAUACUUAACUGAAGUUAGGAGAAAAAUACUUGAGAAGAAAUCGGGAGAUAAGAGCUUUGAAUCUAAAUCAACUCAGCAAUUAAUGCAGAUUAUUGAUACAACCCUGUUAAAGUGCUAUUUACAGACAAAUGAUGCUCUUGUGGCACCCCUGCUGAGGCGCAACUACUGCCACCUAGAGGAGACGGAACACACGCUCAAGAAGCACCACAAGUACAGUGAGCUGAUCAUCCUGUAUCAGACGAAGGGGUUACACCACAAAGCACUUGAAUUGCUGCAGAAACAGGCAAAUCAGCCAGACAGCAAUCUGCGGGGUCACAAACGCACUGUGCAGUACCUUCAGACAUUAGGAGAAGAGCACAUUUACGUUAUAUUCCAGUUUGCAGGCUGGGUGCUGGAAUCACAUCCUGAAGAUGGUCUGAAGAUCUUCACUGAAGACACUGCAGAGGUGGAACAUCUUCCACGGCCCAAAGUUCUCGAUUAUCUUCUCAGAACUCAGAAAUCUCUAGUCAUUCCUUACCUGGAGCAUGUGAUCCACACGUGGAAGGACACCAACUCCAUUUUCCACAACGUGCUGAUUCACCAGUACAAGGAGAAGGUGCAAGCUUUGAUGAUGGCUAAUGCGACUCAGCAAGAGCAGCAAGCAGCUCAGCACAUGCGAGCCAAAUUGCUGGCCUUCCUCGACAAGUCCGAACACUACAUUCCAGAGACAGUACUGGUGCACUUCCCAUUUGAUUGUCUGUUUGAAGAAAGAGCUAUCAUCCUAGGUAAACUAGGGCGUCACGAGCAGGCGUUGUCCAUAUAUGUGUCAGUUCUGUCAGACAUUCAGAGGGCUAGAGAAUACUGUGACAAAGUCAACAAGCAAGGUGGACCUGGUGCUGAAGAUGUGUACGUGUUGCUGAUGAGACUGCUGAUUAGUCCUCCAGACAACUGGCUGGUGGGGAUCACCCCCUCUGCCCCCCUCGAGCCAGACCUCGAGACAGCUCUCUCACUGUUGGAGGGGAAUGCAGAACGCAUU
This is a messenger RNA of Homalodisca vitripennis (glassy-winged sharpshooter), 1935 nucleotides long. Its product is annotated as vam6/Vps39-like protein. Lineage: Eukaryota; Metazoa; Arthropoda; Insecta; Hemiptera; Cicadellidae. The annotation marks the transcript as partial. The record is from RefSeq and is a predicted model, not a curated record. The transcript is spliced from 11 exons. Gene Ontology annotation, biological process: autophagy; endosomal vesicle fusion; intracellular protein transport. Gene Ontology annotation, cellular component: membrane; cytoplasm.